This is a messenger RNA of Sphaeramia orbicularis (orbiculate cardinalfish), 3212 nucleotides long. It is a transcript of the gene mindy1, whose product is annotated as MINDY lysine 48 deubiquitinase 1. Gene Ontology annotation, cellular component: cytosol; cell periphery. The record is from RefSeq and is a predicted model, not a curated record. Gene Ontology annotation, biological process: protein K48-linked deubiquitination. Gene Ontology annotation, molecular function: cysteine-type deubiquitinase activity; cysteine-type carboxypeptidase activity; K48-linked deubiquitinase activity. NCBI's taxonomy places the organism in Eukaryota, Metazoa, Chordata, Actinopteri, Kurtiformes, Apogonidae.
GUCAACAAUCCCCCGUCUUGACAUUUGACAAACAGUGAACACAUCCUUUCCUGUCCAUCAUCCUGUACUUUCUGCCACUGGAGUCAGACUCUUCGACAUGUUGAAGGCCUGAUAAGUGUUGGUUUUGUACGUACAGAAGUCAGGAGGUCAGCAGGUUCCUAAGUGGCCAUGUUGGACUCUCACGGUCCCAUGUGACCUCGGCCUCCACCAAUCAGCCUUUACACGUCUCCUGACCAAAGUAGCUUUUUCAACUCCAUCAGGAGCCACUGUUUGUUCUGUGCUGCCAUCACUGAUCAGCCAAUCAUGGCCGAGUCCAGCUCGGAGCUCGAAUUGCCUCGUGCCACUGAGAGUGUCUCCAAAGAACUCAUUGUUACCACGGUGAUCGAAGGGUCAGAGGUCAGAGCCGAGGUCCCGAGCAGCAAUGGGACCGCUGAAGGUCCACUUUCUGCCAAAGUCAUGAAGGAGGAGGAAGAAGUUACGUCCACAGCGCCAGAAUCAACGCCGCCAUCUGAAAGUACAACAAUGAGUGGAGUCACCAUAGAAGAAGAGUCUCUGACAGCUCUACUCAGCCACAUCCGGACUGGAUCAGGAGCCAGAUCAGGAGAACCAGGCAUGGAUUUGGACCUGGAGGAGAGUUCCUCUGUGGCAACAGCUGGUGGUUCAGAUGACCAGAGGGAAUCCACCGACUCCGCCUCCUUCUCCAUCCCCAGUCUGGAGCUGUCGGAUGGAGUCACGGCCACAGGAAACUCCCUGGACGUGGAGGACGGUUUGUCCUCGUCAUACUCUGCUCUGGGAGAGGGCGGUUCUCCGUCCACAGAGGUCCCCAGUCUGAAGGACGAAGAGGCUGCAGAGGCCAAAGGGGGCACUGCUGCAGCUGCUGCCCCUGCCGCCGCCUCGUCUUCUACAACUUCUUCUGCUGCGGCUGCAGAGUCUGGGCCGUCCAUGCCGGCGUAUUACCUGGUGAAGUGGAUCACCUGGAAGGAGAAGAAGACGCCCAUCAUCACUCAGAGUGAGAAUGGACCCUGCCCCCUGCUGGCCAUCAUGAACACACUGUUCCUGCGAUGGAAGGCGAAACUUCCUGCUCAGACUGAAGUCGUCACCACUGAGGACCUGAUGGCUCACCUGGGAGAAUGUGUGCUAUCUGUUACGCCCAGAGAAAAGGCUGAUGGGAUGGAGCUCAACUUCCAACAGAACAUGAGCGAUGCCAUGGCGGUGCUCCCGAAGCUCUCCACCGGUUUGGACGUCAACGUACGAUUCACCGGAGUGACAGACUUUGAGUACACACCUGAAUGCAUCGUGUUCGACCUGCUGGACAUCCCGCUGUACCAUGGCUGGCUGGUUGACCCGCAGAGCCCAGAGAUGGUGGCCGCUGUGGGAAAACUGAGUUACAACCAACUAGUGGAGAAAAUCAUCGACUACAAGCACUCUGCAGACAGCAGCCGAGUCAGUGAAGGUCUGGUGGCAGAGCAGUUCCUGGAGUCGACGGCGACUCAGCUUUCGUAUCACGGACUCUGUGAACUCAACACGACGGCCAAAGAGGGAGAGAUCUCUGUGUUCUUCAGAAACAACCACUUCAGUACCAUGAUCAAACACAAGGGUCACCUGUACCUGCUGGUCACGGAUCAGGGCUUCCUGCAGGAGGAGGGUUUGGUCUGGGAGUCGCUGCACAACGUUGAGGGUGACGGAAACUUCUGUGACUCUGACUUCAGAUUGUGUCAUCCACCGCAGAGAGCGCCGCCCAUCUCCGACCUGCCGCCAACCAAUCAGGAGCAGCAGAGACAGAUCGACCAGGAUUACCUGGUGGCAGUGUCGCUUCAGCAGCAGCAGGGUGGGGCCCCAGGGCCCCUCAGUGAUCUGGAACUGGCCCGACAGCUGCAGCAGGAGGAGUACCAACAACAACAACAGCAGCAACAGCAGCAGCAGCAAGGAGCCAUGCAGGCAGUACAACAGGUCAGAGGUCAGGGGUCACAGCAGGGCGGGGCCAGAAGAAGAGACAAGGACUCAGACUGUGUCCUGUUAUAGCCUCUUCAUCGUCGAUGUCGUCAUCAUCACUGACCAGCAACCACUGACCUCCUGAGUCCAAAUGUCCAGUGUGUCUGCAGAGGGUGGCCACACACACACACACACACACACACACACACACACACACACACACACACAACACAGCUCAAUGCCAAACCCAGUGCUUUGUCUCACAGGUGAUGAACUCCUGUAACCUCUGACACGUUUGUACAUUUUUAAGACGUUCAGUUCCGGUGGAGUCUGGUCAAAACUCCACCUUUAUGAAAGGUUAACGAGGUGUUGGUAAAGGCUUUACUGAUGAUCAAUAAGUGGCAUUAUUGAUCAGGUGAGUGGCGUGGGUCAGAGUCUCACAGUCUGAAGGUUUGUCACCGUUUAAUUCACUGUAAUCUUCACUCCACAUGUCCAUACGUCAUUAAUAUCAGUACUGACUCAUGUCUGUGGGGUCAAACGGUCCUGCUCAAGGUCAAAGGUCAACUAAACACCUGCCACGACCUGGCAACUCACACGUGUUCUUAUUAAUGACUGAUAAAUGAUGUAUUAACUGCUGAUGAACAUUUUUAAAGAUUGAUUUGUUAGAAUGUGGCACCACAACACAAAUAAUUCUGUAUUUUAUUGACCUGAAAGAUGACGUAUCAGAGCUGCAACAUGUGAUUAUUCGAUGUUUGAUCUGUGUUUUCCAGACUUAUUAAGAUGCGUUUAGAGAAUACUUAGAGCCUGAGCACAAACAGCACAGUGAAGGCCUUCACUAAACUGUACACUAAUAAAUUCGGGAUGUAAACAUGUUGAAAAAUUGUUUAUUUUAUAGGUGUUUAGCAUCGGUCAGCUCCCACAUUACAUUUGCUUUAGAUGUACCAGAUUUAGAUGCAUACAUAUCCUGUCCUAAACUCAACAGAAAGUCGGCCAUUUUUGUUUAAAUAUGCAAUUGUUUUCCCCAUUUCAAAAUGUUGUACUAUUGAGACAGAAAGUACUUCUUAAGUCUUUUGUACAAUGUGUGAAACGAGUCACCACUCAAACCAAUUAUCGAUCACAACUAAUCGUUUAAUCUGUGAAUCUGUCGUUGCAGCUCUGGUAGUAUGUUUCAGGUCCCUAAAGUGAAUCUUGUCAAAAAAAAAUGAAAUGUUUGAAGCAGAAAUGUCUGAAUUUGUUCUGAAGUGGAGACUAAAAGCAAAGAAAAUCCACUUUUCUGAUGA